AUGGCAUCCCUUUUAGGGAACUUGUCGGUGGAACGCUUUGCAAGACACGCCAGCUACGUUCACAGAGAUGCUUUGGAGGAGUCCUGCAACAAAGUUCACGAGCUGGCUCCGUCGGAAAUGUGCCAGUUCGUCAUGCGCACCGAAUCGUGCCGGGAGGAUGUAUUUUUCUUCGACUACACCUACUUUUUGUUCUGCACGAUUGGGUAUGAAAACACGACCCUAUUCCGGUUGGGAACGAUACUGCUGGUAUUCGGACUUUUGCUGUGCUUUACCGUACUUGGAACGACGGCCGAUGAGUACUUCUGUCCGGUGUUGGCCGCCAUUUCAAAGAAACUCAAAAUCAGUGAAACCGUCGCCGGUGUAACGAUUUUGGCUUUCGGAAACGGAUCGCCGGAUCUGUUUACGGCUGCGAGUAAUCCGUCCAGCGAUACCGAGCUCAUGUUUGGUGAACUGCUGGGAGCAGCAAUGUUUGUCAUUGGCGUGGUUGGGGCAGUAAUUUUGAUUAUUAGACCUUUUCAGCAGGAUCCGCUGACGUUAGUUCGGGAUGUUGUUUUUUUCACGUUCAUCGUUGGCUGGAUAACAGUCUGUGCGUACGAUGAACGAUUCACGCUGUCGGACGCGGUGGUUGUUGUUGUCGUUUAUAUGGUUUAUCUUGCCGCAGUUUUGUUGCAGUUUUUCCUGCUUAAGAGAGAGCUAAGCACGGUUGCAUCCAGAAUUUCCCUAAGUGGCGAAGAACCAGAUGAUGACCUGUACUACAAUGACCUACGAAGGAAAACGGAGGUUUUCAUUCGAUCGAAGGAUCUUAGAGCAGGUUCGGAGGUGGAUAUAACAAAGAACAGGGUCAGUACAUUCGCGUCCCGUCAGCGUCCUUCCAAAAAUCGCAAUUUGUUCCAAGAUUUCUGCAGCCAUGUGAAUCCAGUCGACCAGGAAGAGUGGAAUUCUUCUGGAUACUUGAGAAAAACGCUAACCAUUUUAUUAAUACCGAUUCGUUCAGUACUUUGUUUCACAAUUCCGGUAGUUGACUACACUGUGGAGCGACAUGGAUGGACUAAGUUGCUAAACAUGAUUCAUUGUUUGACGCUUCCCCUACUGUUCUUUUCAAUAAUUGGUUAUAUUUCCAAAAAUAUGUUGGACAUUCCUGUGUGGGCCUGGCUGGUGGGUGUCAGCUUCCUGCUGAUGGUGGCAAUUUUCUUCACAUCAAGAACCGACAGACCGCCUUGUUACCAUCUGGCUUACGCACUGCUGGCCUUUUUCGGAUCGAUAUUGAUCAUCUACAUAGUCGCCCAAGAGGUGGUUAGUUUACUGGUUACCAUUGGACUGGUGCUUAACCUGUCGCGGUCGAUGCUGGGCCUGUCGGUGCUAGCUUGGGGAAACAGUAUUGGCGAUCUGUUCUCGAACAUCACCCUGGCGAAGCAAGGCUACGGGAAAAUGGCGUUUGCUGCCUGCAUGGGAGGACCAUUAUUCAGUAAGAUAUUUUAUUGUGGUUGUUAA
This is a messenger RNA of Sabethes cyaneus, 1491 nucleotides long. Its product is annotated as putative sodium/calcium exchanger 7. The record is from RefSeq and is a predicted model, not a curated record. Gene Ontology annotation, cellular component: membrane. Gene Ontology annotation, molecular function: calcium:sodium antiporter activity. The transcript is spliced from 5 exons. Bases 1 to 1491 code for a protein of 496 amino acids. NCBI's taxonomy places the organism in Eukaryota, Metazoa, Arthropoda, Insecta, Diptera, Culicidae. Gene Ontology annotation, biological process: transmembrane transport; intracellular calcium ion homeostasis; monoatomic cation transport.